Molecule: messenger RNA, 5144 nt
Organism: Labeo rohita (rohu)
Lineage: Eukaryota; Metazoa; Chordata; Actinopteri; Cypriniformes; Cyprinidae
Gene: mxd4
Product: MAX dimerization protein 4
Exons: 6
Coding region: 196-822 (208 amino acids)
Biological process (GO): regulation of transcription by RNA polymerase II
Molecular function (GO): protein dimerization activity; DNA-binding transcription factor activity, RNA polymerase II-specific; RNA polymerase II cis-regulatory region sequence-specific DNA binding
Source: RefSeq, a predicted model, not a curated record
ACGUGCAGUCUGCAUUAAUUUUUGUUGAGAGUCUCUACGACUCAGAAUUGAACUGUUCACAUCGAGCGUCAUCACUUUUUUGUUUAUUUGUUUGUUUGUUUGUUUUGUUUUGUUUCCUCCCUUUGUUUUACACCAUUUGUUAAACAGUGUACAACACGUUUUUUGUGUUAUUUUUAUUUCUGUGAAUACACCGGAAUGGAACUUAAUUCUCUUCUACUUCUUCUUGAGGCAGCAGAGUACUUGGAAAGAAGAGACAGAGAAGCAGAACACGGUUACGCAUCUGUUUUGCCGUACGAUAGCGACUUUUCCAGAAAGAAAACUAAAUCCUCUCCCAUUUCAAGAAAAAACCACAAUAAUAGGUCAUCACACAAUGAGCUGGAAAAACACAGACGUGCCAAACUGCGAUUGUACCUGGAGCAGUUGAAACAGCUUGUGCCUUUGGGUCCUGAUAGCACCCGUCACACCACACUGAGCCUGCUCAAACGCGCCAAAAUGCACAUCAAGAAGCUGGAGGAACAGGACAGGAAGGCUCUAAACAUGAAGGAGCAACUGCAGAGAGAACAUCGCUACCUCAAACGGCGCCUGGAGCAGCUCUCUGUACAGGGCUUAGAGCGCAUUCGCACUGACAGCAUGGGCUCCACCAUCUCCACUGACUCUGAACAAGAAGUGGACGUUGACAUAGAGGGCAUGGAGUUCACACCAGGUGAGGGUGAUAGCGUGGACAGUGUUAGCGAUGGUGAGGACCACUACAGCCUGCAGAGCAGUUCCAGCGAUGGAGGCCACCAUUCACAUUCCCACAGAUUACAGGCUCACAUCUGCUAGGCCGUGUCAGACCUCAACAGUGUGUCACCUUCAACAUACCCAUCAGCCACUCCCCAGCUGGCAGGAAGCACCUGGCUGAUUUCCACUCCUCAGAACACUCUCUCCCCUCUCAACCUUUGCAACGCUUUAUAUCAAACCCUCCCUAACCCCAUAAAUACACACAGACAAGCAAUAUGUGGUUUUAGUAAGAACAUGUGGUGUGGUAAUGCAGUUUUAACUUGUCUGUUCUGCUGUGCAUGUAUGAGAAACUGUGGCUCUGUUCCAAAAUCUAGUAACUGCCUUGCUGCCUAUCACCUACAUAAAUGCAGUAUCCUAACUGAAAAGGAAAAAAAACUCUACAUAGGCUUGCUUAUGUGUAUCUCACAAAGCAGCAUGAUUUUACUGUGUACUUAUUGGCUGUGUUUACACUUGCACAAAAUCUGAUUUUUUUUUUUUAACUCGCAUCUGAUAUAGAUCAGAUAUUGUCGCACAUGUAUAAAAACAAAAAGCUGCACAAGUUCUUUUUUUUUCAAAUUCGUUUUGCGCCACUUCCAAAUAUAGUUUUAAAUCCGAUACAUAUUUGAUAUCGGGAAAUCUAACCUAUUAUCUAAACAUGUAUAUGAUUCAUAAUGGAAUUCCGCACCACCACAGGUGAGAGUGACAUAUUUACCCACAUUAUAACUAUUCUUAAUGUCAUAUUAUGAAGCACACAUGCCUGUACGCACUCGCACAAAACUGGCACAGCUUGCUUGAUUAAGGUGGAAACUUUAGGUUAGGAAAUAGUUUAUGCACACACAGAAACAUUCAGGAGAACAGAAAUCCGCCCAAUUAAUUUUCUGAAUAAAUUAGAUUCUCUACUGAAUGCUAGACUUUAUUUUUCCAUAACAAAGUGAUAACGUUGCUGAUUUUGAAGUACUUUAUUUAAUUUAAAUGAGUCUCACCACGCUAUUAAUAAACGGAAAUUACAGUUAUUUUUAAUCUGUUCAGUUCAGAUUUGUGCAUUAAUGUAAACACAGCCUUUGGUAAGUAAGUCUAUAAUACCCGAAAUCCUAAUUAGGUAGGCAGGUCACUAGGUUUGUGAACAGGGCUUGCUUGUGUGUCAGUUCAUUUUCCAUCAUGGGUUUGAACAGAAUUCUUUUGUGGUUCUUGAAAGUGCAAGUCGUAGCAUUAGGCACACUAAUAAGACUCCCUAACAGACUAAUGGACAGGGAGCAAACGGACAGAACUUCAGGGCACUUCUAGGAAUCAGUGGAUUCUGUUUUCAGUAUUCACCCUAUGCAGUUAAAUUGACCAUGAAGAUUCAUUAAUUGGCUACUUUUUUGUAAAAGAAAAAGAAUAUUAAUAUCUAGUGGUUGAUUCAUAUUUAAAGCAUUCAGCUGAGCAAAGAAAUGGUGCUAUGCAAAUGCAUCAGUGCAGUAAACUUUCAGUAGUAAAUGAUGUAGCAAUAAACUUGGAAAGCUAUGGCUUUCUGAUGCAGUGAACUGAUUCUGGACCAAGCCUGAGAGACUUGAGAAGAUGAGUAGCUCUGUUCAUCUUUUCACCUGUUUUGUGUAGAUUAUGUGUGUGUAUGGCCAGCACUCAAACUGACAAGUCAAAACUGUAUGACCAUACCAUGUGAAGGUGUAGGGGUGGGAAAAGCUCUUUGUUGAGGAGUUGGUACUGUCAGAAAAUUAUAUUGAUGCUUUUAGUCCAUUGUCUUUCCCUCUAACUUACUUGCAAUAAUUUUUGAAGCCUUUUUCCUUCAGCAGUAUAUAUGCAGUGCAGUGUGCAAUAUUCAGUAUAUAAAAGAAAGUUCUUUGUGCUGGGAAUUCCAACGCCUCACAGACAGUUCCAGUCUUCAAAGCAGGUUAGACCAAAAUAAAUGAGAGAAAGUAACAGAGGGAAAAAAAAAUGUAUAUUUGAAAAAAGAAGCCAAAAAAAAAAAAUAUUGGUCACUGAAAGUGAUAUUAUAUUUUCUGUAGUAGCUUUUGUAUUAUAUUUUCCUAAAUAGUCUUUGAUUAAAAGACAAAUAUAAAAGUAUAUGACAGAAUAUAAGGCCAGGCUAAAUUUGUUUGGGAGAACUCUGGCAUUUGUCCCUAACUGUCAUGCUGUGCCUUGACUUGUCGUAUCCCUGUUCUUUUCCUCAUCUCUUUCAUACAUCCCUCCAACCCUACUCAAAACCAGCCUGCCAGCCACCCCACAGCUUCCUUGUCCUUUUGAUGAGAAAUUUGGGUUAGUCACCUCUGACCUCCAUUUUUUUUUAAAUUCCUCAAAAACGUGUUUUUCAUUCUGCCAUCCAACAUCAUUCACAUAUGUGACACUGGUCAUCUUCUCUUGUGGCAGCUCGUCUCACACCAUUGAAAAGCGUUAUCUAAUCGACUCUGCCCUUGAGGCUCUUUUCACAGUUUUUUUUUUUGCUUCAUAAUAGCUGUCUUGUUUUGGUCUUUAUGCCUGUGAUGUGUUUUUUUUUUUUUUUAUUUUAUUUCAAACAAUGAAGUGGAAGACCUUGGGAGAAGAGCAUUGGAAUCAAUCAUUAAUGGCAGCUCGAGUCCUCCCCACACUCUCCCAACGGUAGUUCCUGUUUAGUGUUAAAGUGUGCUUAAGGCGAUCAUAGUAUUUGAUCCUCUGCCCAUAAGAGCAAAGAUACAGCAAUAUGAUUAUUUUGUUUGUAAAGGAGUGGGGUGUAUUAGAAAGCAGCACUGUUUCAACAUUAUGGUGCACAUUGUGACCAACUCAUUGAGUUUUUUUUUUAAUCUCUCCAUUCUCUGCAAACACUGAAAGGAGGAUGGAAGCCCAUUUUCUGCCAUGGAGUAAUAAAUUAUAAAAAUAAUCAUUUAAAAAUCGAAAAAAUAAAUAAAAAAGGUAAUUGUGACCUUUUGUCUCACAAUUUAUACUAUAAACUCCGAAUUCUGAUGUUUUCCACAAUUGUAAACUGAAUUUUGAAUUUACAUCUUAUAUCUCACAAUUGUGACAUUUCUUCAUGAAAUUGUGCGUUUUUAUAUAUGACUUUAUAAUUUACAUAAAAAUGUAUAUAAUAAUUGUGAGAUAUAAACUCAGAAUUGCAAUUACGUCUAAUAUUUUUUUAUUUCAUAGCAGAAAUUGGCUUCCAAGGGAGGGGGAUUUUGUUUUUUUAUUUUGUUUUGUUAAGUUUCGUUUUAUAUCUUUUUUUGAAGCUUUUUUUAAAGCUACAUUUUUAUGAAGAGUUUACAUUUAUGUCAUGGAUAUGCCUGACUGUUGUAGCAAAACUAUUCUUUUUCAGUGUGUUUUGGUAUGUUGAUCAAGUGACUUUUUAAAAUCGGAAAACCUCUUGCACAGAACCUCCCAUUAAUGCAAUUAGGCAUGAGAUUUCAUAAAAUCUCUAAGAGAUUGUAGCUUUCAUUGGCAUUAUCUAAGAAGUCACAUGCCAAAUAUGUGAAAUAAAGCUAAAGCCAGUUUCCAAUGCGAUGAAAGAAUAUCUUUGUGACAGAGACAGGGCUAUUCAGUGGCUGCAUUUUUUUUGUUUUUUUUUUUUUGGAAAGCUUUAAAACACUAAAAUGUGGGUAUGUCAGCAGACAGGCACGGAUAUAAUUAUGUGGAAAGUGCCAGGUGUCCGAGGAUUUUAAAUGUGUGUUCCAUCCCUCAGAUGAGGAAAGAAAAAAAAGAGACCAGGAAGACACAAAUGAUGAUACUUUGUGUUUUUCUGUUUUAUGCAGAACAUGUAUGAUUGAGAAUACUCAAAGUCGGUGCAGCAGGAUAGCAAGAUGGGAUAAAGACAGGCAGUGAAGGCUACAAAAAACAGCCCAGAGUGACCAAGAAAAAUAUAUAGCUAUAAAAAAAUUCCUUUUACCUUUGUUAUUUACAUAAAAGCACUAGAAGAGAAAAAGAAAAACGAUUCCUGCCAUAUAGAUUUUCUUAGAUAUAGACUUUUAUUUUUCUAACCCCUUCCAAUUUUGGGAGGCAUCAGGUGUAAGAUCAGAUUUCUAUCUUUAUAUGACUAUAGAUUUGUGACCCAUAUUUUGUGCUCACUUUUCUUCUCCCCGGCUUUUAUUUGUUUUGUGUUCAUGGAGCAGAUGGUUGACAGGUCAGAGUGUGUGGCGUAGCUCACCGAACGCUUGCGUUUUAGCAUGAGGAAAAACUUUGCAGAAAAGAGGAGAUUGCGAAAGGGAGGGUUCUGUGCCAGAGACCUGUGAACAGAUUUCCUUUUAGAAAACAAGUAAUAUGCAUUCAGAUGUUGUAUAAUAUUGUAAAGGUGUUAUUUUUUUCUUGUGUGUGUGUCUGUGUGUACGUACACAUAUUUACCUGGUGCUGGCUAUAUUUGAGCCCACACUCUAAGGUAUUAUGUAUUCUUGUAUUGUAAUAUAAGUAAUUAAAAUGUUUUAUACAUA